AUGGAAGCUUGUGGUCUAUCUGAUUUGGGUUUUGUUGAACCUAAAUAUACAUGGUGCAAUAAUAGAAGACCUAGUAAAAGGAUUGAUAGAGUUUUUGUUAAUGAUCUAUGGGCUCAAAGUUAUCAUACCAAUACCAUCAAGCAUUUAGCUAGGACGGGAUCCGAUCAUAGGCCUCUUCUCAUGCAAACCCUUUCCAAUCAAAACGACUUCAUCAGAUACUUUAGAUUCUUAAACUUAUGGACUCAACGGUCAGAUUUUUUGAAGACUGUUCAAAACUCUUGGAACAUGAAUGUGGCAGGCAAUGCACUGUGGAGACUCCAGUGUAAGUUAAAGGUUCUAAGCAAAAAUCUUAGUAUAUGGCCUAGAGAGACCAUUGGGGAUAUUCAUGAGCAGGUUAACAAAUGGGAGACCAGAGUCCAACUUCUUGAAGAACUGGACACUCUAAACAACAAUGAACAAAGCAGGGAAGAUUUGAACAGGGAGCAUGCAGAAUAUGUUAAAUGGCUUGGAAUGCAGGAUGCUUUACUAAAGCAAAAAACUAGAAUCAAUUGGUUCAAAGAUGGGGACUACAACAGUAAUUAUUUUCACAGUGUGCUAAGAGGCAGAAGAAAGAGACUUCUUAUUCACAGAAUCAAAGACCACAGAGACAACUGGAUUGAAGGGGACAAUUUGAUUGCAAGGGCUGCUAUUAGACAUUACAAGAAUCUCUUCAAUAUGGGGCAACCUAACCUGGACAGUGGCACUUUGGAUUGCAUACCAAAGCUGAUUACUGAAGAGGAUAAUGAUAUGCUUCACAGAGCCCCUGUGGAGGAUGAAAUUAAAAAUGCCGUGUUCAGUAUGAGUGCAGAUAGCAGUGCAGGACCUGAUGGCUUUAACGGUAAGUUUUUUCAUACAUGUUGGGAUAUUAUCAAAUAUGAUGUUUGUGACUUUGUUGCUGAAUUUUUCUCUGGAAAAAAACUCACUAAAUACUUCACUCACACGUGUUUGGCUCUUAUCCCUAAAGUUGAGUCCCCUUCUAAUUUUUCUGAAUUAAGGCCUAUUAGCUUAAGUAAUUUUUCUAACAAAAUUGUUUCUAAAAUUCUAGCUAGAAGGCUCAAUCCUAUUUUGCAUAGACUCAUAUCUGUUAAUCAAAGUGGUUUCAUUCCGGGCAGAUUGAUUACUGAAAAUGUCAUGCUUGCUCAAGAAAUAAUUCAUGGCAUGUCUAAGCAUAAUACUGGUGGUAAUAUUGUCAUCAAAUUAGAUAUGGCUAAGGCUUAUGAUAGAAUGGCCUGGAAUUUCCUAAUGGAUGUUCUUAGAAGAUUUGGGUUCUCAGAUAAAUGGAUAAAUUUAGUGUGGAAUUUAAUUUCUAAUGUGUGGUAUUCUAUUUUGAUUAAUGGAUCUAGAAAUGGUUUUUUCUCCUCUGCUCAAGGUUUAAAACAGGGUGAUCCUCUGUCCCCCUCUUUAUUUAUUUUGGGUGCUGAGGUCCUCUCUAGAACUUUGAAUAGUUUACUUACUCAUGAUAAUUUUAUCCCUUUCUCGAUGCAUCAAAGAGGUCCUCAGAUUAACCAUUUAGCAUAUGCUGAUGAUAUUGUUAUUUUCAGUAGUGGUAAGAGUAAAUCUGUUAAGCUCAUCAUGAAACAGAUCAACAACUAUGAGAAAGCUUCAGGGCAAGAAGUCAAUAAGAAUAAAAGCUUCUUUUUGACUAACCCUAAGGCUAGUGCUUACAGAAUCAACAGGAUGAGACAAUGUACUGGUUUUUUGGAAAAGAACUUCCCUUUUACUUACUUGGGUUGCCCGAUCUAUAUUGGUAGGAAAAAGAUUUCUUACUUUGAUGGUAUGGUUACAAAAGUGGUAAAAAGACUCAAUGGUUGGCAGGGUAAGAUGCUUACCUAUGGAGGUAAAACCGUGUUGAUCAAAAGUGUUCUUCAAUCACUCCCUAUUUAUACUCUCUCAGCGAUUAAUCCUCCCAUUGGUACUAUUAAUCUGUUAGAAAAGCAUUUUGCACGAUUCUUUUGGGGUUUUAAUGAGAACAGAGACAAGCACCAUUGGAGAUCUUGGAAAAAUCUGUGUGUUCCUAAAGAUGAAGGUGGUAUAGGUAUUAGAAACAUGGAUGACAUCUCUAAAACCUUGGCAGUUAAAAGAUGGUGGAGAUUUAGAACCAAUAAAUCUCUCUGGGCUUAUUUUAUGAAAGCUAAGUAUUGUCACAGAGUUCACCCUUCUGUUAAAGCUUGGACCUCUGGUAAUUCACAAGCUUGGAAGUUCAUGGUCAAUGCUAGACAAGUUGCUGAACCUAACAUUCUCUGGAAAAUUAACAGUGGUAGUUGUAAUAUGUGGUGGGACAAUUGGUGUGAGAAAGGGCCUCUGGCUAUUCUGUACCCUGACCAUGUGCAUAACAACAACGCUAAGGUUAUGGACUAUAUUGAUGGUGGUAACUGGAACAUGAAUAAAUUAAAGGAAGAUCUCCCCGAACAUAUAGUCCUAUUUAUUGCCGACAUUCCUAUUGGGGAUGCUAAUGAUAAUGACUAUGCUGUUUGGAACAUUACUCAGGAUGGCAAAUACACAAAUUCUUCUGCUUGGCAAAGCAUAAGAGAAGUGAGACAAAAAGAUGGCAUCCUAAGUAAGGUUUGGCACAAUUGCUUACCUUUCAAAAUAUCGUUUCUUACCUGGAGAAUGAUGCUCAAAAAACUACCGUUUGAUGAGGUACUUCAAAGGUUUGGUAAUCCAAUGGAUACCAAAUGCCUAUGUUGCACAAUACCUCAAAAUGAAUCAAUUCAACAUGUGUUUAGUGAUAGUGAGAUGGCUAAGCAUAUAUGGAAUUACUUUGGAAACCCCCUUGGAAUUAAUCACCAAGGAGGCAACAUUAAAAUUCUCUUCAAUGCUUGGUGGAAUAUGAACACUGCCAACAGUGUGCAUAAAAUGGUACAACAAAUCACUCCCAUGUGUAUUGCAUGGGAAAUCUGGAAAAAUUGGACAUCUUGUAGAUAUGGAGAUCAGACUAAAUAUUUGAUAUCUAGAAUGGAAGUGCAAAUUUUAUGGAACAUCAAAGCAGCUAUUUGUGUUGCCUUCCCAACUUGUGACUUAACAGGAAAAUGGGUUCAAAUUUGCACAAGAAUUGAAAGGUACAAACCUAUUGUAAGAUGGAGGCAAGUUGUUUGGACCAAGCCUGCAACCGGAAGGAUCAAAUUCAACACAGAUGGAAGCUAUAUGCAAGAAAGUAUUCCCAGGGCAGGCAUUGGAGGGGUUCUCAGGAAUGACACUGGUCAUCUCAUUAUGGCUUUCUCAGUCCCAACUCAAUGUAAAAGCAACAAUCAGGCAGAAGCAAUGGCAGCACUCUAUGCAAUAGAAUGGUGUAAUCGAGCUGGAUACGACAAAUACGAUCUGGAGCUGGAUUCAAUGGUGAUCACAAAUAUGCUCGAAGAAAAAGACACCAACAAUCUGAAGCUGAAAAACAUUAUCAAACGAACUGUCAAAGCCAUGGAAGGGGCAGAAGUGAGCAUCUCACAUUGCUAUAGAGAAGCCAACCAGGUGGCUGACUUCCUUGCCAAAUUAGCUUCAUCAAGUGGAAAUGUCGAUGCUUUUCUUCUUCCUUUGAUCAUCAUCUUUGCUCUCCAACUGAAGCUUAUGCUUCAGUUUAAGCAGCACUUUGAGAUUAUAUCCGACGCUAGUUACAGCUGUGAUAGAGUUUCUUUCCCCAAAACAAAGUCUUGGAAUGAGAGUAGCGAUUGCUGCUCUUGGGAUGGAGUCACUUGUCACAUGUUAAACGGUCAUGUUAUCGGUCUGGACCUUAGUUGCAGUCAGCUUUGGGGAAGUAUUCAUCCCAACAGCAGCCUCUUCCAACUUCAUCAUCUCCACACACUAAACCUUGAUAACAAUUACUUCAAUUAUUCUUCAAUCCCAUAUAACAAAUAUGCUCGAAGAAAAAGGCACCAACAAUCUGAAGCUGAAAAACAUUAUCAAACGAAUUGUCAACGCUAUGGAAGGGGCAGAAGUGAGCAUCUCACAUUGCUAUAG
Molecule: messenger RNA, 3990 nt
Organism: Solanum stenotomum
Lineage: Eukaryota; Viridiplantae; Streptophyta; Magnoliopsida; Solanales; Solanaceae
Exons: 2
Coding region: 1-3990 (1329 amino acids)
Molecular function (GO): nucleic acid binding; RNA-DNA hybrid ribonuclease activity
Source: RefSeq, a predicted model, not a curated record